AGAAAUAACCAAUCAGAUCUAUAUUUCUUCUUCUAAGUGCUUUCUUUUUAGUUGUACACAAUUGCCAAGAUAAUAUAAAUUUAAAAUUUGACAGAUAAAUUGCUCCACGUGUUUCAACCAAAACUUUUUGUAAUAAUGGUUUAUUAUUUUACAAGUGAAGUUGUGCAACCACCAGUAACGUUAUUUAUGGGAGUUGAUCAAUAUGAAAAUGAGGAUCUUAUUAGAUGGGGAUGGCCAGAAGAUGUUUGGUUUCAUGUUGAUAAAUAUUCUUCAGCACAUGUAUACCUUCGUCUUCAUCUUGGACAAACAAUAGAUGAUAUACCUAGUGCAGUUUUAGAAGAUGCUGCACAAUUAGUAAAAGCAAAUAGUAUUGAGGGAAGUAAAAUGAAUGAUGUUGAUGUAGUAUAUACAAUGUGGUCAAAUCUGAAAAAGACACAAGGAAUGGAAAUAGGAGAAGUUGGUUUCCAUAGAGAUAAAGAUGUUCGAAAAAUUCAUGUUACAAAACGAAUAAAUACUAUUAUUAAUCGAUUGAACAAAACUAAACGUUCAGAGCAAGUAAAUUUAAGAGCAGAAAGAGAACAACGAGACAAAAAUGAACGAGAAGAUAAAAAGAAACUUUUAAAAGAACAAAAGGAAAAAGAAAAAGCAGAAGAAAAACGAAGAAAGGAAGAAGCAGAAAUGAGGAGUUAUAAUUCUUUAUUUAAUACAUCUAAUAUGACAUCAAAUACAGAAAAUAGUGGAUAUGAUUCAGAUGAUUUUAUGUGAUUAAAUUAUUAAUAUUAUUUGUGAUUUUUGUGCCUAUUUACUAUAAUAUACUUUGGAGAAAAUAA
Molecule: messenger RNA, 830 nt
Organism: Apis mellifera (honey bee)
Lineage: Eukaryota; Metazoa; Arthropoda; Insecta; Hymenoptera; Apidae
Product: coiled-coil domain-containing protein 25
Exons: 5
Coding region: 136-765 (209 amino acids)
Source: RefSeq, a predicted model, not a curated record